AUGAGCGGUGAUCGAUCUGUGACACCCGCUCACCGCUGGCCUGUCACUGCCUAUCCCGCCAACCCAACUCGCUCGAGAGCCAGUCAGCCAACGUCAUCGGCUACCGGUCUUCGAGCUUUCCGCAAGUUUUCUUGGUCACUUCAACUGGAAACAACAGCAAUCAUUAUGGAGUGCUCAUUCGGAAUUACUGGUAAAGACUACGUGAUCUUUGCAUCCGAUUCGUCUGCUAAUCGAAGCAUCGUGAGGAUGAAAGCAAACGCAGACAAACAAAAGGUCGUUUCGAAGCAUGUCGUGAUGGCCUACUCCGGAGAACCAGGAGACACCGUCCAAUUUGCGGAGUACGUCGAACGUAACUUGCGUCUGUAUGGAAUCAGGAAUCACGUAGAUCUUCUACCUCACGAAGCCGCCUCCUGGACUCGUAACCAGCUAGCCUCCUCGCUCAGGUCCCGGAACGCCUACUCGGUCAACUUGCUCCUGGGCGGCUUCGACACUGCUGAAGCAGUGCCGCUGCUCUAUUGGAUCGACUACCUGGGAACGAUGGCCCAGGUACCUUACGCUGCCCAUGGCUACGGCGCCUAUUUUUGUCUCAGUACGAUGGACAGAUUCCAUCGUCCGGAUAUGGACCUUCAGCAAGGCUUGGAAUUGCUCAAACGAUGCAUCGAUGAGUUGAGCACUCGAUUUAUCGUCAAUUUGGGAACCUUUAAGACUCGGGUCUCGCCGGACAGCAACAACCUCGCCGUGGCGACAAGUUUUAGAAUUUAUCUUCAACACAACCGAGUCCGGACCACCUGCACGCCGCCAGAAUCAAAACCAACCAAGAACUGCCAUCGCGAUUUCUCGUUAACAACUCAGAAAUCACCCAACCCCCGCAAUUCCCCAACCGAUUGUACACGCAAGAUGAUCGGAAACUUCAUCAAUAUCGUUUUACCCGUGGCUGGUCUGAUGGGAUUUUCAACAUCGAGCUUUAUGCAUUAUGCGUUCGAUGCCGUCCUGUUCAGUAUAUAUUUUAACUCGUUUGUCCCCGUCAAACUGAUCACUAGUCCGGCAGUCUCUAAGAUCCAAAAUAAAGAACUGCGUCAAGUAAUCUUCAUGGGUAGAUCGAGUAUCUUCGAACGCCGAUAA
Puccinia triticina is the source of this 1122-nucleotide messenger RNA. RefSeq lists its product as uncharacterized. The transcript is spliced from 10 exons. Gene Ontology annotation, cellular component: proteasome core complex, beta-subunit complex; nucleus; proteasome core complex. The coding region runs from base 1 to 1122 and encodes 373 amino acids. NCBI's taxonomy places the organism in Eukaryota, Fungi, Basidiomycota, Pucciniomycetes, Pucciniales, Pucciniaceae. The record is from RefSeq and is a predicted model, not a curated record. Gene Ontology annotation, molecular function: peptidase activity. Gene Ontology annotation, biological process: proteasomal protein catabolic process.